GACAUUUAUUAUUAAUGCAAAAUAUAGGUUAUGUUUACAAUUUAUAUUAUUUUUAUUAUUAUUUCAAAAUAAAUAACAAAGAUCCUUUACCCCUGUGAUAUUUCUAGAAUGCCUCUGUAAUAAUUUCGAGCCACUAUAUUAAGCCAAAAUAAAAUAUCAUGGAGUCAGUUUUUGAAGAACUAGGAAUACCAGCAAAGUACCUGAAAAAAUCCUCGAAAGAAGAAAGAUUUGUGGCUCUAGUGCAUAAACAAUGGCUCAAAUCGUUAUUCAAACACUACACGCUAAUAGAAUUUAUAGAAAAACCGAAAUUAGAUCUAGAAGAACUUGGUUUGCCUUGGAUCAAAAUAUUUGUAUCAGUAUAUAAGAAAAAAGACCUAAAAGUCCUACCGUUGCCUAAAAUACGGCCUAACGUUUCCAACAAUGAGGACCCAUUGCUAUUUGCCCAAUUGAUGCAAUAUAUUUCACAAACUAAUUAUAAAAAUUUGUGGAAAGAAGCAUAUAAGCAAUAUUGUACAAGUGAAGAUGUCAAUAAAGAAACUCAGGUUACUCUUAUUGACUACAAUGAAGCCUUGAGAGAAAUAAUCUCAAGAAUAUACGGAUGCAUAAUUGUAAAUACUCUGGAUUCAUCUCAAAAUAUUGAUAGUUCAAAGGAUUUCGAUGUUCAUUUAAAUGUACUGCCAACUUUUUGUGCAGUGGAAACCCUAAACGCAAUAUUCCUCCUACACAUUCCAUAUUUAGAACAUACUUUAUUAGACUGUGUUACAUUUAGUCCUGCUAUUUUAGAUAAUUGUUAUUCUAAGCCUUUGUUUGUUAUUUAUCAGCUGAUACAGUUGUUGAAAUCUUUGCAUGAUCGUAGUUUAACUCUAGGAGAUAUUACUUUAAAUGAUAUUUAUUUAAGUGAAGAUUUAUGGAUUUAUGUUUUUCCUAAAAUUGAUUCAAAUAUUUGUGUACAAGAAUUGCCCAAAGUUGAAAUGAAACAUUCCAUUAUUAGAGAUUGUAGAAAAUUUGGACAUAAGUUUGAUAGUAGCGCCCUUAAAUGUGAAUAUUGUGGAUUGAAAACCUAUGACAAAAUACAAGUAACUAAUGAAAGCCUUGAGGAAUUAUGUAAAUUAUGGAUUGAUAGAAAAAUUUCAAAUUUUGCUUAUGUUUCGGCUUUAAAUAAAUUUUCAGGUAGAAAAUUAGGUGAACCAAACUGUCACUACGUAUUCCCAUGGGUAACAGAUUUUGCUGCAAGAAACGGAAAAAACUGGAGAGAUUUGAAAAAAUCGAAAUACCGCUUAAAUAAAGGCGACCGCCAACUAGAUCUCACAUAUGAUAACUCACAAACUCAAGUUCCUCACCAUGUUUCUGACGUACUUUCAUCAAUCACUUAUUAUGUAUACAUGGCGCGUAGAACACCAAAGUCAAUAUUAUGCAAAAACGUCCGUACCAUUUGGGUACCUGCCGAAUAUCCAAGUUCAAUUCAAAGGAUGCAAGAGUGGACUCCUGAUGAAUGCAUUCCAGAAUUUUUUACAGAUCCGUCAGUAUUUAGAAGCAUUCAUGAUGACUUGGAAGAUUUAGAAGUACCCACUUGGGCUUCCAGCCCGGAAGAUUUCAUUGAGAAGCAUAGGGAGGCUUUAGAGAGUGAUCAUGUUUCAGAACGGUUGCAUUAUUGGAUCGAUCUUACUUUUGGGUAUAAGCUCUCAGGUUCUGCAGCAAUAAAAGCCAAAAAUGUUUGCUUACAUUUAGCAGACGACCAUACCAACUUAACUCGUUCCGGUAUAUCGCAACUUUUUUCUCAGCCUCAUCCUUCUCGAGCAAUAAACUCACCCUAUUGGGGUAAAUCCCCACCUAAAUUUACAAAUACCUUAAAGCAACAAAGAUCUAGAGAUAGAAGCAAUAAUACGGAGGAGGUCAAUAAAAGCGACGAAGAAGAAAAUGCGGGAGUUUCUAGUACUAAUUGGUCAUCUUUGGGGUUAUCAAAAAUACUUUCUAGAAGCAGAUCGUCUUUACAUGAAGAACAAGGUGUUAAAUCAAAUCGAAGUCCUAGUGCUACUAGAAGUGCAAGCGUAGGACCUAAAAAUGCUAGUUUUACAUCUCACGUGGCCAAUAAAUCAAAGUCAAAUCAGCAAGCAGGAACUAGUCUUAAUACAGGUAUUAUUUAUCUUCCAAAAGACUAUAGGCCAGAAAGCGCAUUGGAAAACUUGGAAAAAAAAUACAAUUUUAUUUCAAAAACUUUUCACAGUGAAAGUGGGAAAGCCUACAAGGUGGCUAGUGAAGAAAAACAUAAUGAACAAGUUGAUGAUUGUUUAGUACAAAAUGCUUUUACAAAUUUUAUUUAUUCAGAAAAUUUUGAAAUUAAAACUCGAGCAACCAAAUCUUAUACGUUUCCAUUGGAUAAUUUCAAUUUGGAAGGAUUUAAUAAAGGAAGCUCUACUAAAAAACCCAUUUCCAACAUCAAUUGUAAUUAUACUGAAAUUAUUGCUAAUAGGAGAGUGAAAGAAUUGCAAGUUUUAGGUUGUCUUAUAGCAGAAAUAUUUCUCUCCAAACAACUCCGAGCUUUAGGUUUAACUACAACCUCAAAUCUCCCCUUUUCUCAACGCCUUAAAUCAUGCUUAAACAUAAUCAACAGUUGCCAAACAGACUUACCUCCAUGUGUUUCUUACAUUUUGAAACUCCUGCUGCAACCUCAAAUAAAAGAUUCAAAGAAAUUUGCUUAUCCUGUUGUAACUGAUUUGGGCUUACCACCUCCCAGUGCUCAUCUAUUGCUUGAGCCUUUAUUACACUGUCUUAUCCCUUUUCCAAAACCUUUUCCUUGUGUUUAUAAAAUACUAAAUGGGCUAAAGGAGUUUAGGAAUGUUGCAUUGGAAUUAAAUGUUUUGUACCAUUUCGAUUGUGAUGGUAGUAUGUGUGCAGAAUAUGAAAAUCUGGAAAGAACAAAAAUAUUGUUUGCUCAAAAUAUAGCUGAAUGUAAAGUUAAGUUGUGCGCUAAACAGAUGGAGAGUUUUUUGGAAGCAAUUAAUCCUAAUACUGACAUGGAAUCUGUAAAUAUCCUUCUACCACAUAUCAGGGAACUUAUUGAAGAUCCACCUACUUCGGUUCUUGCUGUUUGGUACCUGUUUGAUCCCAUAUCUCGAGUUUUAGGUCCAGAAAGAUCAAUCAAAGAACUUCUGGAAUCUAUACUCAAGUUAUAUGAAAAUGAACCUUCAGAAAGCUAUUUGCCCUACAAUGGAAGAAUAGCUAAAAUAUAUCAUCAUAGUUUUUUGCUCAGACUAAUUGUAAGAUUGGGUUUGAAGUGUUUUUUGGAUAAUUUUGUGACACCUUUGGUAGAAGCAGUAGGAGGAUACAAAGAUAGUGAUAAAUCUGAUUUCCCCUUGCACACUCAUAGUGAAAAGGUUUUAAAAAAAACCUCGCAUUUGAAAAAUAUGGAUCAAGAAAACAAUGAGCUGUCAGUGAGUGAUGAAUCUAGCUCUUCCAAUGAAAAACCAGCUAAAAUACUUAAUAAACCUGAGUCAAAAGAUGAAGAAAUAUUUGAAUUAGAUGAAGAAAAAGAUUCAGAAACUCAAAUGAAAAGCCUCAUUGAACAUUUAGAGCUAAACAUAGCGUCAGAUUUACCAUUCAACGUUUCUACAGCUGAAGAGGCUUUAGAUGCAACUUUAACUGAAAAUAUUGAACAAUUAAAAAGCUUAGAGGAGCUAAAUUUGAAUUUAAACGAAGACAUAGAAGAAACUAGCUCUAAUAUAACAUCUCCAACAAUACCUAUACCAACAACACGGCACAAUAGUGUUGCAAAUAUCAGUUGUGAAGUUGGCAGUAAAAAAUCUGAAUCCGAUAGCAUCCUAGAGAAAAAAUCUCUAGCUUCCCUAUACUUAGAUUCACCUAAUUCUGAUGUCAAGCAAGCUUCAAAACCAAAAAGAUCAGAUACAAAAAUAUCUGAAAUGAGCUCAGAUUCUAUUGUAUGGCUAUCUCACAGGUUGGGUCCAGUUCUAAUGGCAAGAUAUCUGUCGCGUAAUUUAUUAAGAAUGUUAACUUUAUGCUAUGUGGGAAAAGAAAAUUUACUUUUUAUUGGAAUAGAUGGCCGAUCUGUAAAAGACCUCAGUGUGACAUCUACUAAAGUAGUAGGAGACGAAAAUGCUCAUAACGUUUUACAAUGUCUUGCUAGUAUAGCUGCCCUUUAUGGUGAAAAACUAAUUUUAUUCCAAUAUUUACCUCACAUGACCGAACUGUUGGCCUUGUGCAAAAGAAAACUAACCCAAACUUUAGAGGGAGGUCUUAUUUCUUGUCUGGCCUUAUUAAAACACAUUAUACCUUAUUUAAGUGAUGCCACUCUAAUGGAUCAAUUACAGGAUAUUUUACAAGGCAUAAUGCAUCCUAUAGUACGUUUACUGGGUUCCACAAAAUACGUGUUUCCUAGCGGAUUUGUUGCCAGAAACGUUUUGGCUCGCAAAUAUGUGGACACUUUGUACGUUUUGGCUGUCAGAAUUGGAUCGGAUAUGACCAGGAAGUAUUUGGCUGUACCUGCUUUGCAAAGAUUUUUCUAUAUUUUUGAUAAAGUUUAUGGAAGCUCUGACAGACAUACAGUUGAUUUCACUGUUGGUGGCCGACCUAUUCCUACACCUCACGUAAGAUUAAAAGAUUCUGAAUCUUUUGAUAGCCUAUCACCAACAUUUGGCACCCCAAUAGGAGAAGAAAACAUUCAAAUUUUAGCUUUGGAAGAAAUCAGGGACGUGUUUUGUCCUGAACUAGCCCACAUGUCAUAUCUUCCCUUUUUGAAGCACGUAGGCGCAAAUUCCUUGGAUAUUUCGUUAAAAAAUCACGACAAAAUUCGUCAAUUGUGCCAGGAAUGCAAUACCGAAGCCAAAACAAGAUACUUUGACAUGCCAAAAGUUCACAUUUCCAGUAGUAUUGGCAGCAACAUAAACGUAAUAGGCAAUAGAAUAGAAAUUCAACCUGAAUUCCAAGACACAGUCCCUGGCAUGGACCUUUUAACAUUAGUAAGCAACAAAAUGGAAAACAGCACAAGACACUUGAAAGGCAAUUGGUUUAGCUAUUGGGCGCACGAAAUAGGUCGUCCUGAAAAAGACACGAGUUUCAAUUUCAAUCAAAUCAAAUUGCAAACUUUUGUCGGACACAGCAACAGCGUCAAAUGCCUACAUAUUUUGGACAACGAAAACAGCUUUAUGUCCGGGUCGAGGGACAAAACUGUCAAAUUGUGGUCUUUGAGAAGCCAAGGGGAUGGAACAUCUACAUCUAACUGUCAGUGGACUUAUGGGGCACAUAAAAAGUCAAUUUUGUCUUUGACUUUUGUUGAUAGUCUAAGAUUGGUGGCUUCCUGUGACAGUAUUGUCCAUCUUUGGGACCCGUUUAUGGGUGCCGUAGUGGCCCAAUUGGAUUCGCCCAAAUUUUCUCCUGUCAAUGUUGUGAAAAGCCUACCGUCGCCUUCUAGCCUGAUUUUUUCAGCCACUACUGAAGGGACUGUUAAAGUUAUCGAUGGGCGAUUGGCCAGUUACGUUUACGAUUUGAAAAUAACGGUGAAUCCUUCUGGAUUGAUACGCUGUUUGGCUAUCAAUCCUUCUGGCAAUUGGGUGGCCGCAGGCCAAUCAUCAGGCAGCAUAACUGUACUCGAUACCAGAACCGGAUUGGUUAUAAACAGUUGGAGAGCUCACGAAGGUGAAGUUCUACAACUUGUUGCAGUAAAUGAUGACGUAUUGGUUUCUAGCAGUUUAGAUCAAACAAUCGCUGUUUGGACUAUCAACGAUGGCAAGUUUAAACAUUACAUGAGGGGAGCUACAGAGCCUGCGCAUUGUCUUUGCGUUUACGACGGAACUGAAUUGGUGAGUGCUACCACAGCUAACCGAGUGGGGGUUCACACUGAAAUAGCACCAGAUGCAAGUUAUAGCAGCACUAAAUUACGUGGAGAUACUUUCAAGGGAGUGCUGACUUCUAUGGGAAUGUUGCCUUUGAAUAGAUUGCUACUUUUGGGUGCUGACAAUGGAUCUAUCAGUUUGUUGUGUUGAUUUAUCAGUUUUUGUAGAGCUUGGAGUAGUUGAGUAAAAUGUUAUUGAAGUGUCUAAUAAUUAUUAUUGUCCCUUUCCAAAACGUGAUAGAUAUUAAUAUUUUUUUCUUGCAAUAAUAAUUGUUAAUAUAAGUCCUUAAGUAUUAUAUAGAUUGUAAGUCCCAAAGAUUUAUUGUAUGUACCUUCAAAACAUACCAAUAAUGUUUUUCCUUAAAUAUUUAUUUAUAUGUUUUAUAUUUUAGCCUCUUUAUAAAGGACAAAUAAAAUUGUUUGAAAUAUUGAAAAAACAGUGAUUUUAUUUAAGUAUAUGGGCUAAAAAAAAAAAAAUUAUAUAUUUGUGACAAUAUGUAUAAGAAACUUGUAUAUUACUUAAUAAUGUACAAUAAUCAAAUAGUUGUUGUGACCAAAAAUUACUUAAAUAUACACAAUAAUUAAUAAAUACGUUUAUUGCUUGUAUUUGCAUCAACAAAUACAGGAAACCUCCUAUAUAAUAAACAAUAAAUAAAUAAUACAAUAAUUAAAAUAAUUCCUUGCAGCACUAAGUCCAGAAACUAUCAUAGGAGGCAAAACAUUUUCCACUUGAUUGAUUGAACAUCUAAAAUGGCUAAUAUACGGGUUUUUCUAGUAGGUAUUUUUUUAAGUAAAAAGAGGAACUAACUAAUAUAGUAUUAACAAUAACAAUCAAUAAGGUCGUCAGCACUAAAAAGUCAACAAACUCCUAUUAAGUCAUAUUUUGCACUCCAAUCAAAUCCUUCCUCUUCUAAUCUAUUUUCAACAACAUAUAUUUAUAUUGGCACAAUCUCCUUUUACCACUAGCACUCUUGCAAAUUAGUAGUAAAAGCACUGAUACCAUUAUUAGUCAUUUCGUCCAUUAUUUCCGUAACAUAAGCAGCAACAUCCACCCUCUCCUGUGUCGCCCUCAAUAUAAACGGAUCCUGUAGGAGCUUAUUAUAUUUGGGUCGCAAAUUUUCCUGCUUAAUCAAGCAAGUGUUGACAAAAUUCACAAACUCCGCAGUGAAUGUAUUAGCGUUGCUAUUUGUAGCCAAACGUGGAGGAUCUCCGUUAACAACUUCGUGAAGUUGAUCGAAAACACUGGACCAUCUUUUGUAGGGAAAAUGACCAGUAGCUACCUCCAUUAGGGUUAUACCUAAUGACCAAACGUCACUGCGGACAUCGUAACCUUUGGCUGUUUGAGGAUCAAUACGUUCUGGCUAGAAAUGUAUAAUUUAUGAAGUAAUUUUGAUAUUUUUU
This is a messenger RNA of Ceutorhynchus assimilis (cabbage seed weevil), 7246 nucleotides long. The record is from the annotation of a GenBank genome assembly. NCBI's taxonomy places the organism in Eukaryota, Metazoa, Arthropoda, Insecta, Coleoptera, Curculionidae.